AUGGCAGCACGACGAAAUAUCCAACCUGAAAAGACCAUUUCCGAUGCACAAGGUGGUCCGCCAAUGCAGAAUCAAGUAUCAGACACUAUGCCCGCAGUCCCAGCUCAUGUCAUCUAUAAGCUUCUCGGGUUUACGGUGGCCAUGGUAUGCGCGCCAAUAGGCUCCUAUUUUCUGACCGUCAAUGUCGUCUUCGGAGGCAACGCCACAUAUGCGGGCGCCUUUGCCGCCAUCAUGGCGAAUGUCGUUCUGGUGGCUUAUAUUGUUGUGGCCAUGCGAGAAGAUCAAACCGACAAGAUUGAAGCAGAAGAAAAGCGCAAAAAGGCUCAAUAA
Molecule: messenger RNA, 330 nt
Organism: Rhinocladiella mackenziei CBS 650.93
Lineage: Eukaryota; Fungi; Ascomycota; Eurotiomycetes; Chaetothyriales; Herpotrichiellaceae
Exons: 3
Coding region: 1-330 (109 amino acids)
Biological process (GO): vacuolar proton-transporting V-type ATPase complex assembly
Cellular component (GO): endoplasmic reticulum membrane
Source: RefSeq, a predicted model, not a curated record